AUGGCAGAAAUGGUAGAGACAGAAGAGAGGAAAUGCGCAAUGAGUUGGGGCGGAUAUGUGGAAGAGCUGAAGAAGGCAAGCCGCAUAGCAGCGCCGAUGGUGGCGGUGACAGUCCUGCAAUACCUUCUGCAAGUUGUAUCAGUGAUAAUGGUUGGACAUCUCGGUCAGCUGUCUCUCGCUAGCGUUGCCAUUGCUACAUCCAUCACCAAUGUCACUGGCUUUAGCCUUCUUUCAGGAAUGGCUGGUGGAUUGGAAACUCUAUGUAGGCAAGCUUAUGGAUCGCGGCAAUACAAAAAACUUGGAGUGUAUACUUACAGUGCCGUCAUCUCCCUCAUCCUUGUUUGCCCCCCAAUUUGCAUACUAUGGAUAUUCAUGGACAAACUGUUUCCUCUUGUUGGCCAAGAUACACUAAUCUCCCACAAAGCACGCCAAUAUUCACUUUGGUUGAUCCCAGCACUGUUUGCAAGCGCGAUCCUUAAGCCAUUGACACGAUAUUUGCAGACACAGAGUUUGAUUCUUCCGAUGCUCCUAACUGCAUUUUUCAUAUUGUGUUUCCAUGUGCCUGUAUGUUGGACUCUUGUGUUUAAAUUGGAUUUAGGAGAUCUUGGAGCAGCGAUAGCCUUUAGUUUAUCAACUUGGUUGAAUGUGAUAUUGCUUGGGAUUUAUGUCAAGUACUCGUCCAGUUGUGAGAAAACUCGUUCACCAUUGUCCAAGGAUGCUUUCCUUGGUGUUUCUGAGUUCUUUCGCCUUGGUGUUCCUGCAGCGAUAAUGGUUUGCCUUAAAUGGUGGUCGAUGGAGCUGCUAACUCUGCUAUCAGGCCUUUUACCAAAUCCAAAGCUAGAGACAUCGGUACUAUCGAUAUGCUUAACUCUAUCGACAUUGCACUUCACUAUACCAUAUGGUUUUGGAGCUGCUACAAGCACAAGAGUUUCCAAUGAACUAGGAGCUGGGAACCCUGAACUAGCUCGGAUGGCGGUCAAGGUUGGAAUGUCCAUGGCAACCACAGAGGCAGUCAUUGUGAGCACAGCUCUCUUCUUCAGUCGACACAUCAUAGGAUAUGCUUACUGCAAAGAGAAGCCAGUGGUGCACGAGGUUGCGGUCAUGGCUCCUUUGCUUUGCAUCUCACUGGUUACAGAUAGCAUGCAAGUUGUUCUUUCUGGAGUUGCUAAGGGAUGUGGAUGGCAACACAUAGGGGCCUAUGUAAAUCUCGGUGCAUUUUAUCUAAUUGGAUUGCCAGUGGGAAUCAUGCUUGGUUUUGUAGCAAAUUUAAAGGGAAGAGGCCUUUGGAUUGGAAUAGUAGCUGGUUCAAUUGUGCAAACAAUCCUUCUUUCUCUUUUUGCUAUCUUCACAAAUUGGAAAAAACAGGUAGCCAAGGCCAAAGAGAGGAUAGGGAGAUCUUCUAUGGGGAAUUAGUCAUCUUUCCCCUUUACCAAAACAACACC
Molecule: messenger RNA, 1442 nt
Organism: Theobroma cacao (cacao)
Lineage: Eukaryota; Viridiplantae; Streptophyta; Magnoliopsida; Malvales; Malvaceae
Product: protein DETOXIFICATION 2-like
Biological process (GO): xenobiotic detoxification by transmembrane export across the plasma membrane
Cellular component (GO): membrane
Molecular function (GO): antiporter activity; xenobiotic transmembrane transporter activity
Source: RefSeq, a predicted model, not a curated record